AUGGAAAGAAUAGAAGUAGGGAUUGUUGAUGAUGAUAAUGUAGCAGCCAAGACACAAUUUGAGGGCAUCAAGUCUGAAGUUUAUACGGUUGGUGAUGAGCAACACUGGAACACGGAAGCCAAUUUUGACUCAUGGGCUCAACAAUACAAUUUCACAGUCGGUGAUGUUCUUGUCUUCAAGUACAGCAAGGGGCAACAUAACGUGUAUGAUGUAACAGAGGCGACAUAUCGAUCUUGCGAUGCGAGCAGUGGAGUUUUAGGUGAAUACGAGAGUGGAAACGAUGAAGUCAAACUGAAAGAGGCGAAGAAGUAUUGGUUUAUUUGUAAUGUUGCAGGCCAUUGCCUUGGAGGAAUGAGGUUCUGCAUUGAUGUAAAAGAAGCUACUUCCUCUAGUACUGAUUCCACAAGUGAUUCGCCAUUGCCAUCAGUGGAACCAACUAGUUUUUCUUCUGUAAGCCACGCUUUUCAAAGAUGGAACAUUGGGAUUCUCUUCCUCCCAUGUGCAGUUUUGUUAUUUAAAUUGUAUUAA
Molecule: messenger RNA, 528 nt
Organism: Mangifera indica (mango)
Lineage: Eukaryota; Viridiplantae; Streptophyta; Magnoliopsida; Sapindales; Anacardiaceae
Product: basic blue protein-like
Exons: 3
Coding region: 1-528 (175 amino acids)
Cellular component (GO): plasma membrane
Molecular function (GO): electron transfer activity
Source: RefSeq, a predicted model, not a curated record